This is a messenger RNA of Benincasa hispida (wax gourd), 489 nucleotides long. NCBI's taxonomy places the organism in Eukaryota, Viridiplantae, Streptophyta, Magnoliopsida, Cucurbitales, Cucurbitaceae. The record is from RefSeq and is a predicted model, not a curated record.
AUGUCUAAUGAGGGAAAGCCUGAAGUGACUUUGAACGCACCAUUUUCUAGGCGUCUGAUGAAGAAGAAUGAUGAACAACAAUUCAAGCGCUUUCUUGAGCUCCUAAAGCAGCUACAUAUCAACAUUCCACUGAUAGAGGCUUUGGAGCAGAUGCCAACAUAUGUCAAAUUUUUUAAGGACAUUUUGACAAAGAAGAGAAAAUUCAGAGGAUUGGAUGUGGGUCAUGCAUUAUGCGAUCUAGGAGCCAUCAUUAAUCUCAUGCCACUUUCAAUUUUUAAGAAAUUGGGGAUUGACGAAGUACAACCUACUUCUGUUACUCUUCAGCUUGUUGAUAGAACAAUUAAGUACCCAAAAGGGAAGAUUGAAGAAGUUUUAGUGAAGGUUGACAAUCUCAUAUUCCCAGCAGACUUUAUUAUCUUGGACUAUGAAGCAGAUAGGAAGGUACCAAUUAUCCUUAGAUGCUCCUUCUUAGCUACUGGGAAAGUUUAA